Messenger RNA from Macrobrachium nipponense, 5649 nucleotides. RefSeq lists its product as uncharacterized. NCBI's taxonomy places the organism in Eukaryota, Metazoa, Arthropoda, Malacostraca, Decapoda, Palaemonidae. Gene Ontology annotation, biological process: response to oxidative stress. Gene Ontology annotation, molecular function: peroxidase activity; heme binding. The record is from RefSeq and is a predicted model, not a curated record.
AGAGAGCCCGUAGCUGGCAGUUGAGUACCGACUAUCGUGGAGGUUGGAAGGCAGGCCAGGAGUGCCCUCUGUUUCUCUGUCUGUCCGUCUGUCUGUCUUGUUCUUUUGACAAGCAAAAUUGCUUCCCCCCACUUACUUCAAUACACACUACCCGUUGGGUGAUAUUACUUUGUAAGUGCCGAGCGCUCCAGCUUAGCACUUGGUGCCUCUGUCGUUGAUAUAUUAGCUGCUGCAACUUGUUGAAAAAGUCAGCAGUGGAAGUGUUCUCCUAAAAGUGUUGUGGUGAAUUAUUAUGGACUAAAGAUUCAGCGAGUUCACUUAGGCAAACAAUGAUACAAAGGGUUCGGGUAGCGCCAUGGGUGGCGGUGCUGUUAGCAGCCGCCCUCAGCAUGGAAGUCUUCGACCCCAGCGCCGUCAUGUCGUACCUGGAAGACACGGAACUAUCGGAUGCCUUCCAUAGGGUGGAGAGGUCCGUCCAGCAGAUUCCUCUGGGAACCUCAGGAUUUCCCCUUCCGGUCGAUAUCGAUCCUAUACCGUCAGGCCCAAGAGUGACGAUGCCACACAUCAGUUUCCGAGACAUGGGAAACAUCGUUCAUCAGGCAACACUGGCAGUCAACGAGAGAUUUGAUUCCAUCGAGCCAGCCAUUUACAAUAGUGGUGCCCGUCAGGUGCCAGGAACCCCAGCGUGGUUCAUGGCAGCCUCCCACAAGACGAAAGUGGUGGCCAAAAACAUCUCUCGCAUUGCGCUCAUCUCCGAGGAGGCUACCAAAUAUAUGGCCCAACAAUUCCGUCUGGACAAAGACCAAGUGACCUACGGCCUCCCAACUGCCGAUGUCCGAGGAACAAUCCUAGGCGACCAGUGCCCCGUCGAAGUGGACUUCCCUUGCCAACCUCGCAAGUACCGUGCCUUCAACGGCUACUGUAACAACGUCCAAAACCCCAAGUGGGGUAACGCAGUAACCAGAUACCUCAGGUUCUUGCCAGCCGACUACGGCGACGGCGUGUCUGUCCCUAGACAAUCUGAGGAUGGAGAGUUCCUUCCCUCCGCCCGGAGCGUUAGCCUGGCCAUCCACGGAGACCACGACACCCCCCACAAGUACAUGACCUCCAUCGCUGCCGUCUUCGGCCAGUUCAUCGCCCAUGACCUGAGUCACACCCCCCAGAUGGCAGGAUACAUCGGUCAGCGCCUUCGAUGCUGCGGCGUCGAUUUCAGCGACUUCCAUCCCGAGUGUUACCCCAUCAGGGUGCCUGACGACGACCCCGUCUACGGGAGAUUACAGCAGAAGUGCCAGGAAUACGUUAGGUCAGGCACCGCUCCAAGAACUGGAUGUACUCUGGGUCCCCGAGAACAGAUUAACCAGGUCACGUCCUUCAUCGAUGCCUCCGUUCUCUACGGCUCAAGCAAGGAGGAGUCCGACGACUUGAGGGCCUUUACUGGUGGUCUCCUGAAGGUGCAAAGAGGUCCUUCGGGCACUCAGAUUCUUGUGGACGACGACAACCAGAUUGACUGCAAAUCCACCGGAAGACAUAAGUGCUUCAAAUCAGGGGAUGUGAGAGUAAACGAGCACGUUGGCCUGGCUGCCAUCCAUCAGCUCUUCGUCAGGGAGCACAACCGCAUAGCUGCAGCCCUGAAGGACACCAACGCCCACUGGACAGACGAACAAGUUUUCCAGGAAACCAGGGCCGUUGUUGGCGCAGAAAUCCAGCACAUUACCUACAGUGAAUUCCUACCAUCAAUCCUUGGACAGGGCAUCGUCGAGAAAUACGGCCUGGCCCUGCAGCCCUCUGGAUUCUUCCCUGGUUACGACAUCAACAUCAACGCUGGAAUCGCCAACGCUGUCGCUGGAGCCGCUCUCAAGUUCGUCGCUUCCAUGAUGCCGAACAAUAUCGCUUAUUUCGAUAACGGACGCAAACUGGACGAUCGCCCCAUCACGGACACUUACUAUCGGCCGUUCGAUCUCUACGAGCGUGGGAAGUUUGAGAUCCUGGAAGGCUUGAUCACUGCUCAUGCGCAGAAUGAAGAUCCAGCCAUAUCGGACGCCAUGACUAACAAGAUGUUUGAAGAUUCCAGAACCGGAGUAGGUCUGGAUCUGGCAGCUCAGAUCAUCCAACACGGUCGAGACCACGGCAUCGCCGGAUACAACAAAUGGAGGCAGUUCUGCGGCCUUCCAAAGGCUACCAAGUUCGAGAACCUCGAUGACGUCAUGUCUGCCGAGAACAUCAAGGCACUGAAGUCUGUCUACAAGGACGUCGACGACAUUGACUUGUUCACCGGAGGUCUGGCCGAGAAGCCCAAUCGUGGCGCCCUUGUGGGUCCGACCUUCGGAUGCCUCAUAGGACGUCAGUUCCACUACCUGAGGAGAGGUGACCGCUACUGGUAUGAGAAUGACAUUCCACCCUCAUCCUUCACUAAAGAACAAUUAUACGAGAUCCGCAAGGCUAGCUUAGCCCGUAUCGUUUGCGACAACAGCGACGGAAUCCAGUACAUACAGCCAAAGGUUAUGCUGGAAGGAGAUUCUUUCCUCAACGCAAAGAUGGCCUGCCAGGGCCAGAACAUCAAGUCGAUCAACCUGCAGAAGUGGAAGACGGCCAGCCCCAACUUCAUCAUCCCGGACGAGAUGUUGCAGGAGAGCAUUGAGAGGGCCAAGAGGGACAUUGGCACUAUGAGAGAUUCGGAAUGGAACCUGUGGGAAAGCAAGAGCGACCGUUUGCCCCGUGACCUGAGGCUACACGAGAUGACAAGUCAUGCUCGGCCUAUGACACACGAGCACAUGCACGCUCUCAUUGACCGCCAAGACUUCGACCUUAGCCCCCGCGUUAUCCGCGAAGCAGAGGAGCUCUUGCAGGACUGCUUUACCGUGGGCGUGGAAGCGUGGAAAUACAUGCGCUCCCACGAGAAGACCAUUUUCCAACGUCGACUAGUAGCCGAUCCCAAGGGGCCAAUUGGAUCUGCAUAUGCUUUCAACAAGCCAAAGAGGCAGGCCAUAGAGAUCUCCAAUGCAUCUUUCAUCCUACAGUUCGCUUCUGCCCGUUUCGUCAACAACUUCUUUGCUGGGGAGCCCGGAGUGAGAAAGAGCCGUAAUGCCGACAGGCAACUGAAGGACAUCGAGUCGGGAUCCCCAAACAACGUGGUCGAUCUCAUGGACGUCCUGCCGAACAUCGACGUCAGCGACAUCAUGGAUAUCCCGAACGUGUUCGAGUGCGACGACCAGACGCUCCCCUGCGACCACACCUCGAGGUUCCGGACGGCGACGGGGUGGUGCAAUAAUCUGAACUUCCCGUCCUACGGGAAAUCCUUCAGGGCCAACACGCGACUCCUGAGGCCCGCUUAUGAAGACGGUCUUUCGAAGCCGCGAACGACUUCAAUCACCGGAAGGCCUCUUCCAUCGCCUCGUCUCAUCUCGACCAACAUUCACAACGACGUUUCUGCCCCUCAUGUCAGAUAUACACUCAUGGUCAUGCAGUGGGGCCAGUUCAUAGAUCACGACAUCAUUUUCACACCUAUCAAUAAAGGGUUCGAGGAUUCCAUUCUGGACUGCAAAGCCUGCGAUUCCCCUCAGACGGUGCAUCCGGAAUGCUUCCCCAUCGAGAUUCCCAAGAACGACCCAUUCUUCCCGCCCGUGAACAUAUCCUCCGGUCAGCCUAUCUGUAUCCCAUUGACCCGCUCCAUGCCAGGGCAACUGACUCUUGGAUACCGAGAGCAAAUGAACCAAGUCACUGCUUUCAUUGACGCUUCCCACACUUACGGGUCAGAUAAAUGUGAGCAGAGGACCCUGAGGUUAUUCAAGGACGGAAUCCUCAAGGCCACUCCAAACCCACUACGAGGGAAACCAUUAUUGCCUACGGAAGGCGAGAACCACGAAUGUCAGGCGCCUUCCGGAAGGUGCUUCAUAGGAGGAGAUACCAGAGCAUCUGAACAGCCUGGUCUGGCAGCCCUACACACACUGCUCAUGCGUGAACACAACCGCGUUGCCCUUUUACUUAAGGAAAUGAACAACCACUGGUCUGAUGAACAGUUGUUCCAGAACGCUCGUCGCAUUGUAACUGCCAUCAACCAGCACGUAACCUACAACGAGUGGCUGCCCAGAGUCCUUGGAUGGAAUGCCAUCAACCUCUAUGAACUCAACCUUUUACCUGAGGGGUACUACCAAGGAUAUGACCCAUACUGCAACCCAACUGUUUUGAACGAAGUAGGAAUUGCCUUCCGUUUCGGCCACUCACUUCUGAAGCCUUCCCUUGAGAGGAUGGACGGCAUAUUUGCCAAGAGAAACCCCCCCGUCAAACUCAGUGACCACUUCUUCAAUCCAGAUUUGCUCUACCAGCCUGGAAUGAUUGACGAGAUCAUGCGUGGUCUCACCACGGUCUCCAUGGAAACUCUCGAUCAGUUCCUGACAGACGAGGUCACCAACCAUCUCUUCGAAGACAAGGGCAAACCCUUCUCCGGCCUUGACCUGGCUUCGCUCAACAUUCAGAGAGGCCGAGACCACGGGCUGCAGCCUUACAACGAAUACCGAGAACUCUGCAACCUCACAAGGGCGCGUGACUUUGAUGACCUCCGGCGUGAGAUCGCUGAACCCGUGAUCGAGAGAUUAAAGCGCACAUAUGCCCACGUCGAUGAUAUUGACCUCUUCCCCGGAGGAUUAUCCGAGACGCCCCUGCACGGAGGUCUCGUGGGACCGACGUUUGGCUGUAUUCUCGGCAUACAGUUCAGAAACCUGAGAAAAUGCGAUCGCUUCUGGUAUGAAAACGCAGAUCCCCUCAUUCGCUUCACCGACCCACAGCUAACUGAACUGCGCAAGGUGACGCUUUCCAAGCUGCUUUGCGACAAUUGCGAUUCCAUUGGAUCAGCUCAGAGAUCGGCCUUUGAUCUGCCCGAUCCUUUCUUGAACCCAAGAGUAAACUGCAAAGACCUCCCUGGAGUGAACCUGGAACUCUGGAAGGAGAGGGUAUCCUGCACCGUUGGGCGCACCAACAUCAACAUAGGUGCCGCUGAGAGGAUCUCGCCUUGUGUUAUGUGCACUUGCACGAAGGAAGGUCCUGUGUGCCAGAGCUUAAAGGUAGACAACUGCUUCCACCUGGCGCAGUCCUACAGCCCGGAAGCCAUCUUGAACGACCACGUGUGCAAGGUGCAGUGCGCAUUCGCCUUCCGCGCAUUCCCGCAAGUGCCAGCACCUGAUUCCAACCAGCUUGGUUUCUCCAACAGAUAAACUUCAUCUGUGAGAAAAGAAAAAACAAAAACCUUUGGAGAGAGAAUGCGCAGCCAUCAAGAAAUAAAAAAAAAGCGUUCCCUCCCCAAUGGAUAAUCUUUGUUUUUCUUUUUUUUAAGUCGUCUCGACUGAUGUGUUCUAACAGUGAGACGAUGCUUUCAAAAUAGGAAAUAUGUAUUCGCAUGGAAUGAGAGAGAAAGGUUAAAAGAUUUUUUGUUAAAGCAGCAUCGUAACUGAUGGAGAAACAUAUAUACAAAACAAGAAAUCCAAACGUACACAGACAGGUUAUUUGCAAGAGACAAGACUCGCGAUUAUGAUUUGUUAGGGAGUACCAUACUAUUAGGUGCCAUAAACUUCCACUUUGGACAUCCAGUCCAACCGAAAAAACAACGACUGACAACACUGUAUUAUAUAUAUAUAUAUAUAUAUAUAUAUAUAUAUA